GGCUACUGCUAUUUCAAGUGGUAGAUCAAAUCUAAGAUUGAGAUCUAUAGCAAGGUUACUCGCUAAACGCAAUAUUAUAAAAAGAAACAGCUUAGGAAUCCUUUAAGAUUAUCACAAGGACAUGUCUGAGCUAGCGUAGUCUUCUCUGUCAGAAGAACAUAGAUGCUGUGCAUAUUGGCCUGUUUCAAAAUGAUCCCCCCAGGAGAUGCACAUUAUGCAUCACAUGCAGUUUAAGUGGAUAAGUUUUUGUACCAAGCCACCAACCUACAAUCCAUUGCCAAACACAGGGAAUAAAUAUAAUGUUGAUGGACAUCAUUUGGCUGGGCCAGGGGAGAAACUGGACAAAUUUAGUUGGUUAUCACAACAUGGGCCUCAAUUUCAUAUACAUGGAGAACAAGUCCAAGUAAUCACUGAGCCUGCUCAGUUCUAUGAAGUUUUGAAAUUAAAGACAAGAAGAGCCAAACAUAGAAUCACAUAUGCAUCAUUGUACCUUGGCACAGGAGCUCUAGAAAAGGAUUUGGUUUCAAGUAUGAGAGAAGCAUGUCUGAAUGCAGUUCAUGCAGGAAACUCAAAGUUUGAGGUCAAUGUGUUACUCGAUUACACCAGAGGCUCAAGAGGCAAGGUUAAUUCUCGUUCCAUGCUACGCCCUCUUAUGGCAGAGCACAGCAAUGUCAAGGUCUCACUGUACCACUCGCCAGACUUGAGAGGCUUGUUAAAAAAAAUUCUCCCCGAGCGCUUUAAUGAAACAGUGGGUCUAACGCACAUUAAGGUCUAUUUAUUUGACGACAGCUUCAUCAUUAGUGGGGCCAAUUUGAGUAAUGACUACUUCACCAACAGACAAGAUCGUUAUAUUUUAUUCAACGACUGCCCAGAGCUGGCCAAUUUCUUCAAUGACUUGGUUAAGACCAUCAUGUCCUUCUCUCUAGACCUUUCACCUGAUAACACACUGAACCUGUCUCCAGGAUGGAACUGCCAUCCAUAUAAAGAAACUGAUGGUGGUCUGGGGUUUAAAGUAGCAGCCAGGUUAAAAAUCAAUGAUUGCUUGAAAAUGGAAGAUUUUAGCAGUAUUGGAAAUAACAGCAGCAUAAGUGCUGAGAACACAAGGCUAACAGGUGAUAACAGGAAGAAUGUUGAGACAGAUACUGUCGUGUACCCUUUGGUUCAGAUGGGCCCUUUUGGAGUGACUCACGAUGAGAUGGCAACCUUGGGGUUAUUCAGGUCCUCUGAGCCCAAUGAUAACAUCCUCCUGGCAUCUGGCUACUUUAACUUGACUGACCAUUACAUGUCUGUUAUUUUGGACCAAUCACUUGGAAAAUUUAGUAUUCUAAUGGCUUCACCUCAGGCCAAUGGAUUUUUGGGUGCUAAAGGCAUUGCAGGGGCAAUUCCUUAUUCUUAUAUUUAUCUUGCGCACGAGUUUUACAAAAGAGUGAAGGAGAGAAAUCAGACCAGGCGAAUUCACCUGAUGGAGUAUGUCAGAGACAGGUGGACUUUUCACGGUAAAGGUCUCUGGUACUAUUUACCCAGUCAGCCACUCCCUACACUGACACUUGUUGGAUCACCAAACUUUGGUUUUAGGUCUGUUUACAGAGAUUUAGAAUGUCAAGUUGCAUUGGUUACAGAAAAUAAACAUUUACAAGAACAGUUACGAGAGGAACAUGUUCGUCUGUUUGCUUCAUCCCAGCCAGUAGAUGAAUCCACAUUUCAAGGCCGUGAUCGAUAUGUCCCUUUGUGGAUUCGAUAUGUUACUAAAUUAAUAAAAAAUUUCUUUUGAUAUCUUUAA
Biomphalaria glabrata is the source of this 1780-nucleotide messenger RNA. RefSeq names its product CDP-diacylglycerol--glycerol-3-phosphate 3-phosphatidyltransferase, mitochondrial-like. Lineage: Eukaryota; Metazoa; Mollusca; Gastropoda; Planorbidae. Gene Ontology annotation, biological process: cardiolipin biosynthetic process. The transcript has 10 exons. Gene Ontology annotation, molecular function: CDP-diacylglycerol-glycerol-3-phosphate 3-phosphatidyltransferase activity. Gene Ontology annotation, cellular component: mitochondrion. Bases 206 to 1771 code for a protein of 521 amino acids. The record is from RefSeq and is a predicted model, not a curated record.